Molecule: messenger RNA, 2136 nt
Organism: Angiostrongylus costaricensis
Lineage: Eukaryota; Metazoa; Nematoda; Chromadorea; Rhabditida; Metastrongylidae
Source: the annotation of a GenBank genome assembly
AUGCGGUCGUUUUUCUACCAGUGGCUUUUCACCAUCGCCAUCACCGCCGGACAAUACGGUGGCCUUGGUCCGGCAUGCUUUCCUGAGUGUACGGACGGUGCCGCAUGUGUCUCUGGCAUUUGUCAAUGCUCUCAGAAUUCUGCCGUAUACAAUCCCAUCAUUGGUUGUGCAGAAACACUAGUAGUACCAAUACUUCUCGCCCCAAGUCAUCUGCUUUCCAGUCGACUUAUUCCCCAGGCUCUUCCUGGUGCAUCAUGUGAACCGGGAGUGGAAUGUACUGGAGGUUCGAUAUGUUCACUAGGGGUUUGUGCUUGUCCACCAGAACUCCUGCAUGAAGGUAGUGUAUGUGUUUCUCGCACUCUCUACAGUAUGCCCCCAACUCUCGGCAUACCGGCCCUGGCGGUACCACCAGCUCCAGCCCAGGUGGCUCUUGGAGCUCCGUGCUAUACCGCAACGAAUACUUGCGGACCUGGCGCAGUUUGUUCUACUGGACUUUGCCAGUGCUCACCGAGUUACAAACCAGUGGCAGAUUACUCCCUAUCUACCACGACGACGACAGCGAUUAAUUCUAUCGUAGUAGCCGAGAUCACUAGACAUCCGGACCACGUGGCAACUACUGGAAAUGCCUUCAUCAAUAUACCUAUCAGUGCAGCUUCAGCUCAUAAUGAUGUCGACACUUUCCCUCUUAUCGACGAAAUCACUAAGGUAGUCGAUGUAUGUGCCUCCAUUCCUGCAAAACGAAUCAGCUGUCCGAAGAUCAACGAUGAUGGCGUUGUUGUUCCAUGGUUUAUGAUUUCACCACUUCAUUAUUGUCUAAACAUUACAAUAAAAACCGUUACACCUACCGUUCUCAACGGCGACAUGAAGAUGUUCAUUCAUAUGAACGAACGUGGAAAGCAAAUUAGCCUUAGCGUCGACAGUGAGCUGGUUAACAUUGAGCACAUAAACGUGGUAAAUUGUGAUACUGGAUUACCAUUGUGUGUGACAAAAACAGUCUUCGACCAACGUGAGCAACUACUAUCUCUCAUACUCUUAGAGACCAUUGAAGCAGGUACGAAUCUGCGUGUUGACGUCGUUAAAUUUUCGUCUGUGGACAACAUGAAAGUUACAUAUGUUCAGACUGCUGUCCGUUGGGAUAAAAACGCUCCAAUGAUGUUAGGAACACUGUUGACAAACGGUGCCGCUAGGAAGAUCUUUCCAGUUCUAGACAACAUGGCUUUUAAGGCCACCUUGGAUCUUUGCGUGAUGUUCGCACCGACUGCCCGUGUGAGAUCGAACUCGGCCAUAAAAUUUGUAACAACCGAUGGGCUAACGUGUUUUCAACGAACAGUUCCAUUAGCAGUUCAACAGAUAGCAUUUGCGGGAUUCGAGAAUGCCGAGACUUUAAUCUACAACACUACAACUUUGAACGGCACCUAUAUACCCGAUAUUGAAAUCGUUUUCUCCAUAAAUAAGAACUUCAAACGUGAGAAACACGAAUGGAUUUAUCGGGAAUCGUGUAAGGUAAUGACGUUGAUGACAGCUUGGACCCGUUUUCCAUACCCGCUGAAGGAGCUGAAAUUUAUCUCGGCUCCUAUUCGAGCUCCAUCUCAUUCUUCACCAGGUCUCAUCACGCUACAGGAUCAGCUUGUCGAACAUCCAUCAUACACCUUAGCACAUGUCUCGUUAAUUCAUUCAGUAAUCCAACAGUGGUUGCCAGGACUUGUCGGCUCAACAAAGUCCAACGAAUCAUGUUUUAUGGAAUCUUUGUCAGUUUACUUGGAAUGGAAAGUGGACGAAGUGCUACAUAUCGUCAACAAAACUCGUGCCAUUGAGGUCGAAUUAAUUCGACCGCAGGAUUUGAGCUCCGAAGAAAAGGACAGGCUAAGGCUAGGUAUCACUUCAUGUUCGAAGCGUCUAACAGCGAUUUUCUACACAAUUGACGAAACAUUCGGCCAAAAUACGAUGACCAACGUUAUCGAAUAUAUAUUCCACAAUUUUGCAUACGCAUCGACAACCAUCGCCGAUUGGCAACGAGCUGUUGCAAUCGUAACUAAAAAUGAUCACGCCGGUAAAGACUUCAUUGUAAUUCUUGAAAUGUGCAAUACUAUUUUCUUCUUGAAACAACACGAAGAAGUUUUAUUAGGAGUGGGAUAA